Molecule: messenger RNA, 903 nt
Organism: Lachancea mirantina
Lineage: Eukaryota; Fungi; Ascomycota; Saccharomycetes; Saccharomycetales; Saccharomycetaceae
Source: the annotation of a GenBank genome assembly
AUGUCAGGUGAGCCGGAAUUCGUCAACAACGUAGCUCGGUGGCAGCCCGAUGAACUGGUAUACAACUGCUUAAAUUGUGAGGUCAAGUUCAUGUUUCUGGUGCGAAAGCACCACUGUCGAUGCUGCGGCGGCAUUUUCUGCGGUCCCUGCUCCACCAAGUUUCUCUGGUACGACAGAAAACGGGUAAAGGUUGUCAGCAGGAAAGACGGGGUCGCAGAUUCUGAGUUCCCACCAUAUCGAACCUGCACAUCCUGUUAUUACACCCUCGCCAGGAUGAAACUGUUACUCUCACCCUGGGGAGAACGUCUUCGUCCCUCGGGGCCUGACGUUUUCACGACAACGGCAAAUCAAGACUCCUCCAGGUUAGCUCCACAGUCGGCGUCGUCGGCGUCAUCUGCGCGGCUUAACGAGUUCUUCAAAAACAACCAAGUGAUGGAGAACGUUAGAGAAACCAGCAGUGAAUGUAGCAGCGCCGUUGCCCAUGCAAGGAAUAACUGCUCCGACGUCGAGCGCUGUCCCAUUUGUAAUGCCGAUUUGACCCGGCUCUCCGAUCCUGACUCUUCCACCCACAUUAUCAAGUGUAUUCAGAUGGCAGAAACUGCGCAACAACACAACUCGCCUCCCGGGGACGACGUUGGGAGCCCUACUUAUCAAAACAGAAUGCUGGUCUACAAGAUGCCCGAUUCCACCGGCGAAUAUCACGAAAACGCUGAUUUCGCAGAAUGCCCGAUAUGCUUUGAAGAAAUGCUACCGGGCCAAAAAGUUGGAAGGCUCGAAUGUCUGUGUAUGUUUCACUACGACUGUAUCAAGAGCUGGUUUCGUAAAAAAACUCAGAAACUGAAGAGAGGCACUCUCAAAUACGGCGGGAAAAACUUUUGCCCCUUGCAUGAUGCAGUUUUCUGA